Messenger RNA from Harpegnathos saltator (Jerdon's jumping ant), 1144 nucleotides. RefSeq names its product probable rRNA-processing protein EBP2 homolog. NCBI's taxonomy places the organism in Eukaryota, Metazoa, Arthropoda, Insecta, Hymenoptera, Formicidae. The transcript is spliced from 3 exons. The coding region runs from base 102 to 1034 and encodes 310 amino acids. The record is from RefSeq and is a predicted model, not a curated record. Gene Ontology annotation, biological process: rRNA processing; ribosomal large subunit biogenesis. Gene Ontology annotation, cellular component: nuclear periphery; nucleolus; preribosome, large subunit precursor.
ACUUACGUUGCGUUGUAUUUACUGCGUGGAGCGGUGUGGAUAUUAUUUUUACGUGUAGAACUUCUUGUCGCUGAAAUAAAAGUAUCGGCACAUUAUUCGCAAUGUCGGAGAUGUCAGAAUCAGAGUACGAUUCGUCCGAUGAAGAGUUGCAAGAGGCUUUUGCGAAAGGAUUACUGAAGCCAGGACUCAAUGUCGCGAUUGAAAAGAGGGAGUCCAAGAAUUGCGUUAAUCUCAUGAAGCAAAAGUUGACUGAAAUCAAGCUGGAUUUGCCAUGGAUUGAAAGGCUAGACAUGGUAAAUGCACCAGCACCAUUAGCACCAGAGUUGGUAUUGCAGAUGCAGGAGCAGGAAGUAAGACGCGCUAAGCAACUAAAGGGAAACAGAAAGCUGCCUCAGUACGAACCAUCCGAGGACCCUGUGUUAAAUGAUUUUCGCAGGGAAACUAUGUUUCAUCGUCAAGCUCAAGGUGCUGUCAUGGAUGGUAUUGUUAGAUUGAAGAAACUAGGGAUACUAACAUUCAGACCAGACGACUACUUUGCAGAGAUGGCAAAGACCGAUCAGCACAUGCAAAAAGUAAGAGACAAUUUGAUGAAGAAGCAGAUAGUAGCACAGAGAUCAGAAAGAGUCAGGCAAUUAAGGCAACAGAGGAAAGUAGGCAAGCAAAUGCAAGUUGAAGCGACACUGAAGAAACAAGCAGAGAAGAAGAAAAUGUUGGAAGAGAUUAAAAAGUACCGUAAAGGUGCUCGGAAGGACCUUGAUUUUCUGGAAGACAAGAAACCGCAGAAUAAACGGCCAAAUCAUAAGAUGAAUCCAAAGAUGAAUUCAAAGGUACAAUUGAAAGCAAAGAUGAAGAAUGCGAAGUACGGUUUUGGAGGUAAAAAACGCGGCAGUAAGCGGAAUACAAAGAGUAGUUCUGCUGACGUUUCCGAGUACAGACGGGCACAGAAGCCCGGGAAGCGAGGGACGAAGGGAAAGGCAAAUCAAAGGUUAGGGAAGAGUCGUAGAAUGCAAAUGAAAGCGAAGAAGAAGCACUGAGAGAUUUUUUCGCAAUAGCAGUAAGCUUAAUUUUCUUAGACGAAUGUAUAUGUUGCAGUAUAGAGAAACGAUGUGAUCGAACUUUUGAUUAAAGUAAACUUGAUAUAAAA